This is a messenger RNA of Dichotomopilus funicola, 3363 nucleotides long. RefSeq lists its product as uncharacterized. The coding region runs from base 1 to 3363 and encodes 1120 amino acids. The record is from RefSeq and is a predicted model, not a curated record. Gene Ontology annotation, molecular function: serine-type endopeptidase activity. Gene Ontology annotation, biological process: proteolysis. The transcript has 7 exons. Lineage: Eukaryota; Fungi; Ascomycota; Sordariomycetes; Sordariales; Chaetomiaceae.
AUGCACAAUCCUCACCCAGUACCGUCGAAGGGGGGGAUGGACGUCUCGGAGCGGGCUGGAGACAAAGCAGAAGUUGGAAAGCCCGAGGGCGGCGAUGAGAAGCAGAGGAUCGCAAGGAGGGACUCGGCCGACGACGUCCCCGCGGGGAAGAAGCCGACGGCUGGUGCUCCAUCCCAUUACAGAGGGUCGCCAAAGCCGGGGGCCAACGUGCGUCGGAAGAGAGACAUCUGCGAGGAGCUGAGGGAACUGGUCAACCACGAUGACAGCGAUGAAGCCUUUGAGCGAUUCCGGGCCGACAAAGACUUCCAAGGCGCCUUCAAAACAGACAAGGAACGCAAGGCCUCCCGCUCGCAAACAAGCUGGCAGGUAUCCAAAGGCAAUAUCCUCCACCAGCUAGUGGCGGGAAGCCGGGAAUGGGAAUUAGACGACAUCUCAAAAGUACUGGCCCGCAUCUUCAAAAAGCCCAAGGGCGGCCGCGGGCUGAAGGUGCUUCUCGAAGACGAUCCGGGAGACGGCACGCCAGUGUUUCUGGCCCUCGCCGCCGGCACCAACUGCAACCCCCGCUUCAUCAGCGCCCUGCUGAAGCUGGAUCCGCUCCCCUCAAACCUGGGCAAGGUCCUCUGUAAGCCGUCUCGGCAUCACAAUGAACCCUACUGUCUGCAUGCCACGCUGCGUUCCACGACACGCAGCAACUUCGCCGACAUCAAGAAGAUCAUCGAGCUGAUGCGCCGCCACAAGCCAAAAGAAACGGGCACCAAGCCGGUCCUGCCCUUUGAGGACAAGAACCGGGAUGGAAACACGGCGCUUCACCUGGCCAUUAGGGCAGCCCCUGUUUUCAGGAGCACCCAUGGCUCGAAUGAUGCCAUUGAGCCGCAAUUCUUCGAUGUCAAGGAGGCGCUAGAGCUCAUCGAGAUACUAAUUGAAGCCCACCCCAAGACACUGGAGGUGAAGAGUCAAGUACCGGUAGACAAUCGGCCAUCGGCAGGGCGACGGUCCGUUGACCGGACUCCUUACCAAGAACGCAUCUUCCAGCUUACCGAGCAGUUCAAAAGGGACCGCGCAACCCAUUCUGACCCUGUUCCAGACGGCCAUCGGGAUGGACCCGAGUCUGGAAGAGCUAGCACGUUGAUCAAAAACAAGGCGCUGUCGGUGCGAGACUAUCUCUUCAUGGACGACUUCCGGCGGUAUGUCAUCAACGACCCGGUCGCUUCUUACAUCAGCUACUAUUGCAUCAAGCACCUCCCGAGAGAGUUGGUCAUGGCCUGCCUGUAUCGUCGGGGAGAAGAGCUCCUGACCGAGUUUGAUCUCCUGGGAUUCCCGCGCAAUAUGAUCAGCGAGACGUACCUCAGGAGCCUCGAGACUCACGUGCGAUUUGAGCAGACCCUCAAGUACGUGGCUUUGCCGCGGCUAGUCUAUGAGCCGCCGACGGCAGGCACGUCUCCGAACCAGGCUAUGAGUAGCGAUGCUCUGAGCCGCAAGAAGUCUUCCAACUUUGGCCGCAUCUUCCAGUGGCUGCACGACAGAAACGUUCGCAGGAUUGAGAGGGUGACGGUCGAGGAACAAGAAGCAUCCGACCAGGACUUGACCAUCAUCAAGUGCCUCAAAGACUUCAGGGUGGAAGUCUGGGAGUGGACAAAGAUGGACCUCUCAGCUGAGGUCAUUGCCAUGUCGUCUGUCGACGUGCGCGAGAUAAGACUGCACUCGUCCGGCAACCAAGCCGUCUUGAGAGGGUGGUGCGCUCCCGAGGGCUUCGCAAAUAAGACCAGAUUCCCCAAGCUUACUACCAUCUUUGUAUCAUUUUAUGAGGGCCAGGAAGACAGACAGACGCUGCAAGAGUAUGGCAUGGAACUGAAAAGCAGUCUAGAAACCCGCAAAUCGCAAUGGCCCGCGGAGAAAGCAUCCGCUCUACAGGCACUCGCCCAGCAAGCCAUUGAACUGGCAGAGACGGCGACGGCCACCCAGUACAGCAACGAGCAUCAGCAGCAUGCCGACAAAAUUUCCCAACUUAAAUCCAAGCUUGAAAAGCUCUUGAAGCGGGAGGCCACGGCGGAAACUUAUGACGCCCCAAACUCGUCUGACGGGACGGAUGGACUCACGGUAGAGUUUGACAUUAUCCCACGCGGCAUGGCAGGGAGCGCCUCGACGACGGAUAGACGCGCCGUUAAAUCGGGCGAAGGCGGCCGCAUCACUCGGACCAAGGAGUUGACCAGCUUCUUCCGCAACACGGUAGCCCGCAAGGACCCAAAGGCAGUCAAGAUUGCCGUGAUCGACGACGGCAUGGACUCGGCCCUGCACAUUGUCGACGGGAGCCACGCCAAGGUCUUUGCCGGCAACUCGUUCUGCACCUCCCUGUCGGAUUCGAUGAACGCCUACUACGUCCCGCAAGGCAGCCAUGGCACCCGGGUUGCCUCGGUGAUCUGCCAAAUAUGCCCCAAGGUGGACCUUUGCAUUGCCAGACUCGACGAGCAGAACCUACGGGGUGGCGAGAGAGUCAUCAACCCGCUCUCGGCUGCAAGAGCUAUCGAGUGGGUGAUCGAGUGCGGAGUCGACAUCAUAUGCAUGAGUUGGACCAUCGAAACCUCGGGCGAGGAUACCUUGGACCCCCUGAAAACAGCCAUUAAAGCCGCCAAAGACAAGGGCAUCAUCAUGUUCUGCUCGGCGAGCGACCAGGGCGGCAGUUCCCGCCUGGAUUGCUACCCAGGCGCCUUCAGCAACCAGGACGGCCAUCACUGCAUCCGCAUCGGCGAGAAGAUUCUCAUCAAAGACAGCGAUGGGACGUCAGAUCACCAGACAGGCAGUUCGUACGCCACCGCGGUGGCUGUCGGCCUGGCCGGCUUGCUGAUUUACUGCACAAUGGCCCUCGGCUCAGGCAUCCCGCCGUCCUCGCGCCAUCGGGCGGAGGACAACGACGACGGGGGAUACGAAGACGGCCAGGACGCCGCGACUAUUGGGGACGCCGACAGCCAGUACAACGACGGCAAUGGCGGAGAGGUGGAUUCCGACAGCGACGAGAGCGAAGUAAACGGCCAUGUCGGCGGAGCGGCCGCAGGAGAAAACGGUAAUGUCGGCGAGCCCCCCGCGCCGCCACCAACCGCAGCGGCGACCAGCACAAUUCCGGAAGAGUUCAACUGGGACCGACGUCUCAUGUACAGCAUGUUCAGGAACAUGGCGCACUCUGCCACCGGGGCGGCCGCGACAAAGCUGAUCAUGCCUGAAAAGUACAUCAUCGAGACGCUCAAAAAGUCUCUCAAGUGCCAGCAGAACCUCGGCAGACUCAAGUGGGAUGCUACGUUCCAGGCCGCGUUGGGGAAUCUCUUAAAGGAACUCAAGGUCAGUUCGUCCUUCCGGCUCCCCGCUUCUUGA